AUGAACCUCUUCAGAGUUAUCCCUCAGUGGCUUGCAGGGAAGCUGAGCGAGUAUGUCCACAACGUGGACUUCGAUUCCCUGGGGGCCGGGUUGUGGAGUGGAGACUUGGUGCUGCGCGACUUGCAAGUGCGGACAGACGUUUCGCGCAAGCUCCAUCUACCAGUCGUGCUGAAACAAGGGUCUGUGGAUCUCGUCAGAAUACAGGUGCCGUGGAAGAGCUUCGGUAGCAUGAAGGCAAGCUUGCAGGUUUCUGGCCUUACCCUCGUGCUGGAGCCGCUGGGGAGCGCCAACUACGACGAUGAGAUAGAGCGGGGGCUGCGAGACGCCAUUUUUGCGAAGAAGCAGGAGCUACUCGCAAAUGCAGAGGCGCAGUUGGCCGGAGUGCGGGCGAAGGCAGGGUGGGGGGCCAGAUUCGGGUCCUUCCUCGCGAGUUCGUUCAUGGCUCGCAUCGUGCGAAAGCUCUCCGUAACGGUGGAGAACGUGCACGUGGUGUGGUUGCAAGCGGAGCACGCCCAGACGUCUCCCGUCCAGUCCCCGCUGUCGGCGGAGGAGACGUGCCCGGCGCCGAGCCCCAGCGCCGUCGGGGUGUACCUCGGCCGUUUGUCCGUCACGCCGACCGUCGCAUCAGCGGCGGCGGCACCGGCGACCGGCUCCGCUGCUUCGCCCUCUCGCGGCGGUAGCGGUAGCGGUAGCGGUAGCGGUGACGGCGGUGGUGGUGUAGGUGGCGAGGUCGGCGGCGGCGGCGCCACUAGUCCGAGGGCGAGGCCAAGGAGCGGGGGCGUUCCGGCUGCUACGGAGACGGCGGGAGUAAGCAAAGACAUAGAGCUCGACAACCUCGUGGCGUACACGAAGGAGAGCACCGCGGACUGGUUGGAAGAUAUCCAGUCGGACUACGAUCACGACGACGGCCGCGGCAGCGAGCAAAGCUCCACCAGCGGCGUUACGGGCCUGCGCCCGGUGCCACCGUUCCACGUCGUGGCUUCCGAUGCCGGCGCGGAUGUUGCCGGUGCGUCGCCCGCAACGGGACCCGCCGGCGAUUCGUUGCCUGCCGGCCAGAACGGCGGCGGCGAGCACGCCGCGAGAUGCAGAAGCGAUACCUCACCGGUUUUCAUCCUCCGGCCGCUUAGAGCGCGCGGAGUUCUCGUGAUCCGAGACCGUGUCGUCGCGGCUGCCGCCGCCGCCGCCGAGGUGCCCGUUCCCGUGCCCGUGCCCGAAGGCGUCGGAAGAACGGGGGCAGUCAACAGCGAGGAUGUUCCCACCGGCGGCGGAGGCGUUAACGGUGGCCGGGGGGGGUCAGUUGAUCCGCCGCCCCUCGUGUCCGUGUCGCUGGACGUGGAGGCGGUCGCGCUGCAGGUCGACGUCCGGCAGUACGCCGUGCUCAAUGCGGCGGUCAGCGCCCUGACGAUGUCGCACCGAAGGUUUAAGUUCCGGACGAUGCGGCCGACCACGUCGGUUUUGGACGACCCGGAGGCGUGGUGGCGGUACGCCAUCAGGUGCGUGAUGAUCGAGCAGCGGCGGGACGCCCACAGGGGCUCCGCGGGGCUAAGCCUCACCUGGCAGGGGCUCAUCUCUCGCGUGCGGCUGCUGUCCCGGUACAUGUCCGUCUACCGCCGCCUGCUGACCGUGGGGAUGCGCCCCCUCCACGCCACAACGGCACCGGCAACGGCGGCGCCGGCACCGGUAACGACCGCCCGCAACACACCUCCUCGCUCUGCUCACCGCCAGUCUAGCGACGAAGGGAUGGUAAUGCCACGAGGGGGGAAGAAGAUCCCUGCGACAGGGGGUUCUGGGUUGCGCGGGAGCUUGGACGGCGGGGGGGUGGGCUUGCCGGAGGAGUCGUUGCUGCUCGCGAGCGGGCCGUCUGCCGAUGGCGAGGGCGCUUCGGCAAAGGCCGGCGGCGACGGCCGUGGGGGCGGUGAAGAGCACUGGGACACGAACUGGGUUGGAGGCAGCUCGGCGGAGAUCCGCAAGCUCGCGGAACAGAUUCGGACGCGGUUUGGCAGAGGGGCGUUGGUGCGGAAACAGUACAGCACCGCAGCUCAGAGAGAGUUACAGGUCUCCGAGGUGGAAAUGAGAGCGAUGUUGGCCCUGGAGAUGGAGCUUUCCGUCGAGGAGAUCCUCGUUUACAGAGACGUGGCUAGGAAAAACAUCGAAAAGGGGGUCGCUGGACAGGCCCCGGCUGGGGUAGUGGGGCGUACUUUUCAGUGGCUUGCGGGAACUUCAGCUGCCGCUCCCAGGGCGCCUCCCGGCCAGGCCGUGAAAGACCCACCCGACAUGGGACGUCAAUCGGUCGGGUCGAACCGAUCAUCGUCGUCGCCGUCCCCCUCCGUGAGAGGUGGAAUGCCAGGAGAUGGGGCCGGGUCUACCCCUGUGUCCGUCUCUGAGAUGGACAGAGUGGACUUUUCUGCUUGGACGGGGAUUAACGCGGUCGAGUUGGGGCAGGCGGCUAAUUUGUUUCAGCGUCACUGGGUGGAGGCUGGAUUGGCGGCGGAAGGUGAAGAAGACCCAGCCACUCGAAAUCAGGUGUGGUUUUCUUGGCAAGUAGACGUCAACGAGGCAAGCGUACAGUUGUCCCAGCCCCCGUCGCGAGGAGCUCGGAAGGAGAAGGUCGCGCCUGGCCCUUCCCCCUCCCCCUCCCCCCCCCCGGCCUCGGAAAGGGGGGGUGGGGCCCAUAAUGAUUUGCCGCCCCUCCCGGGGCGGCGAACCGACAGAGGCAGCGGGGAGGCGGUCGUGCUCCGGCUUGUGAUAUCCCGGGCGCGCGUUCGGAUGGGCGUCCGCACCGAGAAGGGCUUCGUGAUCAGCGGGUCGGUUCACGCGGUGGAAGCGACCGGGGUGGGCGGGAUCACUUGCUUGACGAUCAACCCGUCGGUUCUCUGGGGAGGGGGGAAGGGCGGGGGCGGAGGCGGGAAAUCGAUCAACCACGGCGAAGACUCAGCCCUGAACAUUUUCAUGGACGUGAAGCGGACGGACCGGAAGGCGAGUCUGGCCAGCGUGGCGGGCGAGGUGGAAAUGGAGGAGCAGGGGGACGGCGCGAAGCUGCUGAAGAGCAAGGUGUAUUCGAUGAACCUCGAACUCGUGGCGCGUAUGGCCCACGUCGAGCUCACGGUCUCGCCCCCGCUGCUCUCAGCGUUAGCGGACUUCGCACAAUCGUCCAAGGUAUUGACACCGGGGUUACUGCUACCGUCCAGGUCCCCCGACCUCGACAACCUCCGCGUUCUGGCCGCGGGCUGCCGCGCCUGCUCCACCAAGGGCCACGUGUCCGACGUCCUGCACGCUCGCGGCACGAAAGACGUGGACGUUCGCGCGGCGGGAUUCGCCAUCCGCUUCGAGCUUGAGCCGCCGCCGCCGCCGCUCUCCUCUGGAACUAGUGCUGCUCGGCACCCGUCUCCUAGCUGGUGCUCUGGGGUCGGGGGGUUGCCCAGCGGAGUUAGGGCGGAGGAUAACACAACGGGUCUGUUUGUGGCGGAGACCGCCGAUGCAGGGGAGGCUUCCCCAAGAAGGAGCCCCCACACGUGCUUGGAGCUGACAGUAGGGUGCUGCAUCUACCAGAAGGGGAGGUAUCUCCUUGGGCACGCCGAGGGCGGCGAGUCGACGACAGGCUCGCCGCGUUUACCUCCUCUGGCCUCUUCGUCAUCGUCGCGGGGUCCGCCGCCUCCGCCGCCGCCGUCUGCGCCUCAAGAGAAGACCGGCAGGGAGGUGGGUGGUGGCAGCGGCGACGACGACCGCGAAGAGGUUCUGAAGCUCGGAGAGAAGCUCGGAGAGGUGCGAACCGCGGGCUAUGACAGUGUUCCCGACGGCGGCCGCGGCGGCGGCGGCCCGCAGCGCUUGUCUCCGCCCCAGACGCCGACCUCAGCAACCGAGCCGGUAGAUGGCGCAGGGCAGGCGGCGGCACCGCACGAGGGUGCCAGGGAGACGCAUUGGGGCGGCGGGCCGGGGCCGCGCCCGUGCGAGGGGGCCCUGGCCAUCGUGCAGUCGCUCCGGGUGCCCCUGUCGGACCCUCACUACUUUCGAGUUGCCGAUUUGUCCCUGUCUCUGGGCGUGACGGAGGAGGGGCCAGGCAAGGACGCCGGUGAGGAGGAGUUCGUGCAACGGCGGCGGCGGCGGCGGCGGAUCCCGCUGGUGCUCGGGGGACAAGAGAAUACCGACGAGGGGUGGACGGGCGAGCUGCUGGUGACGCGGUGCGCCGUGGUGGGAAACCCCAGGCAGCCCGGCACUCGCGCGGAUGCCAUGCUGUCUCGUAUCAGGGUGGAGGUGUCCAAGGAGACCGUGGCGGCCAUCACACUUCUGACGCUGUCCCUCAAGCGCGCCGUGUCAGUGCCGCCGGCGCCGUCGCCGCCGGCAUUCUCGAGGGGCCUCUCGCGGGAGGGCAUGGAAGAUUGCAUCCCUGCUCCGCAGAUUUUUCCACCUCCUUGGGGAGUAGGGGCGGAAGGCAACGCCACCAGGCGGGGAAGAAGAAGAGGCGACCCAGCGGCGAGCCCCAGGAGCGUCGCCAGCUGCGCCACCUCCUCGACGGCGGGGGUGGGCACGGGGGUCGCGAACAACUGGUCCGGCGCCGUCCCGCUGCCGCGGCUGGCGCUGCUCAGCGGGCUCACCACCCUUCGCCUGAACGUCUCGCUUGCCGGGGUGCAGGCGAGGGUGUUGUCGAGGGGGCUCCGCAACGACGACGACGUUGGCCCCAGCAGCAGCGACUACGGGCAACGCAACAACAACACCGAGGGGGGCCACCCACAGGGGGUGGGGGUGACAACACCGUCCUCGGCGAAGGAUUCGCGCCGCCACGGCGGCGCUCGGGAGGAGAGGGCUCGGCGGUGCGUGCGGCGGGUGGCCCGACAGCUCGUCGAGCGCGUGCACCCGGCGGCGGCGUCGACCGGGUACCGGCAAGCGUGCCGCCUGUUCCGGGACGAGAUGGGGGCACUGGGGUACGACCAGGGCUCCCUGGACGGCGUCGUAGAGGCGCUCCUGGAGACGACCGCGAGGAUCCGGAAUCCGGCGACGGCGGCGGGGCACGAGGGGAGCGGCAAAGAGGCGGCGUUCUUCCAGUACCCGGCAUCGAUGCCGGGCCGGUCUGGACAAGCACAGCAGCAGCAGGAGGCGACGAUGCCGGGAAGGGCCACCGUCGAGGAGGCCGAUGCCCCGGGAGAGCAAGCCGACGUGAGGGAGUUGGUAGAGGCCGGGAUGGCCGUGCUCUCCGAUGCCUCAGUCCCCGCGAAAGGAGGAAGCGGGAGCGGCGGUGAUGGAGCCGUUGGUGAGGAGCCGGUCUUGCUGGACAUUGCGGCAGUCGAGGCGUCCGGACUCACGCUUGCGCUGACGCGUCUGACGUACGACACGCGGUUUACCGCUACGGCCGAGGCUAUCGUCGUGCGCGACUCGGAUGGCGUCCGCAUCCUCUCGGCCGGUAGGAUCGGCCUCGGCGACGGCGGAGACGACGGAAAACGCAGCGCUGGCAACGGCAUCACGCCCAAGGGUUCUGGGGACGACGCUAGCACUACUGCGGAAGGGGCGGCGAGCAACAAGAGGAGCAGCGUUCCCGCGAGGGUGUCCGCGUCACGACUCAAGCGCCACCAGGCCCGAAGGGGCCAAGAGCGGGACGCGACGAGCGCGAGGGAGAGGAUCGAGGCCGCGGCGGCCACCCUGGCCGAGAACCAGAAGAGAGAGACGAGCGCUCUGCUCAUCAGUUUCGUGGCGUGUGACAAACGACACAUUUUCGGUUCUGGCGGGGACUCUCCGAAUGUCGUGGCGGCCGUCGGACGGCUCGCGGCGUCGGCGUCCCGAGGGUCAGCCCCGCCGCCGGAACCCGGCCUGCUGGAGUGCCUUAGCCGGGACCGGGAGCGCCGAGCGUCCGUGUCGAUCGACCAGAUAUCGUUCGUGGCCGCUCCCAGCGGUUUCUUGACGGCGGCAAGGGCGGCAACGUCCCUCGAAGCCGCGGCGGCCGAGGCAGCGGCGGCGGCCUUGGCACGACCGGCGCAAGACGACGGCUUCGCGCCGCCCGGCAGCGAGAAACGGGCCGUGGCCGCUAGUAGUCGUCACCCGUCCGCUCCCGUCGUGCUCCGGCCGUCGGUGAGCACCUCAGUGCACCUGCAGGUCCGCGAAUUUCGGUCUCUGCUUUCGCUGGAGAGCCGGCCGUUGGCGAGCCUGUCGAUGACGGGGCUCGUGUUCGAGGCCUCCCGCAGCGAGUGGUGGGACCUGGACGACAUCGACCCCUGCAUCUUCCGCGACCUUGGGGAGACCAACGCGGCUGCUACUUCUCCCCGUCCCGGAGAAGAGCCUGCGGGCGCGGCUGCUGCGGAGAGUAAACCGAUGAUGCCCACGGUGGGGUGGCCCGGGUGGACCCGCGACGGCGGACGGCACCGUACAGCCCUCGGCUACCUGUUCGUGGCGGAAAUCACCAAGUAUUUCGGCCCGGACCGGCUAGGCCCGGUGUUUGCCGAGGUCCGGCGUUUCGGCGGUGGCGGUGGUGGUGGUGAUGGUGGUGGUGAGGGCGCGGUUGAUACUGCGGGGAGCGAAGCAGAGAAUGAAUCGGUUGCUGUGGUGAUGGGCGAGCAAGACCAAGCGGUGCCCGACAAGUGGUCCGUGGUCGGCUCCGAAGAUGGGGGCGACGGGAAUUCGAGGACAGAUCAGGGUGGCGGUGGCGGCGGUGCCGCGAGAGUCGGAACGCCAGUUUCAGACGGGGCUGGUGGUGGUGGUGGUGGUGGCAAGGCGGAAGCAGAGGCGGGCAUGCGCGUUACGGCGGUGUUGCAGAACCUCACCGUUGUGAUUCCGCGGAGCACCCACUCGCGCGAGGCGGCGGCGGUAAAGUGCGAAGAACUCGUCCUCGAGGUGCGGAAAAAGCGCGGUACGUGGAGGCUCCCUGUCGACACUACCAACGUGGCGUCAAGACGGCUGGAGCGAGAGACUCGGCGCGGCCACCGAUCUCCGGGGCCUCAUCCCGCCGCCGCGGUGUCAUCGUCGCCCCACGGCGGCGGCGGUGGCGGCGGCGCUAGCGGCGAGCUCGGCACGGGGACGUCGGCUGCUGCGGCGUCCGCCGAGGGGGCCCCGAGGAGGCGUCUGUCGGGGGACGCCCCCGGCCGAGUGGAGGAGUCGCUAGACGGGACGGGGCACCGCGGGAGCGUCGCGUCCACGCGGCGAUCGAUCCUGAGCUUCGUGAGCGCGCGCUCGUUCCGUUCCGUCGGGGACGUUACCGGGGAAGACGACGGGUUCGACUUGUACCCGCCGGACGUCGACGAUGUGGCGACAGGCGAGGGGGGGUCGGGGUCGGCAUCGGGCACCGACUCUGACCUGGACGAGUUUUUCGACGCCAUGGCUGAAGUUGACGAAGCAGCCACCGCGACGGGUUUUUUCCCCACCGAGGAGCACAGGUACCCGUCCCCCUUGUUCUUUGAACAAGGGGUGGAUACGUCCGGCGCGGCUUCUCCUCCGUUGGGUGGCCAGCUGUUGGCCGAAGACGUGCGGACUCACAUCCCUCGAGCGUGGGCGGUAGACGACGACGAAGACUACGCGAGUGCGGAGCAGAGACCAACCCGGGCACACGCGGAACACACCGGCGCUCGCGCCGCCGCCGCCGACGGCCCAGAGAGCGGCGCUAGCGGGGUCGCCGAUGGCGGUGGCCCCGGAGAAUCAUCCGCUACGGCAACGGCAUCAGCCUCCGCCACAGAGAGGGAGCGCAACGCGUCCGUGCUGCGCAUCGCCCUUCACCUGAAGGGGGCACAGCUGCUGGUAGCUCUUGCCCCGCGUCUCGACACCCCGACCACCACAGCGGCGGCGGCGGCGGCAGCGGCGGCGGCUGCCGCUGCUACUGCUGCUUCUUCGACGACGCAGUCCCAGAGAGAGGCCAAGGCUUCUCAAGGGUAUCCGUCCGCAGCGGACGGCGGGGAAUUCGUCGGCGGGGAGGCCGUCGAGGACGAGCUCCUCGACGAGGGGGCACACAGCCAGGACGCCGAGGUGCUCCCGCGGGCUUGGCACAUGGUCAACGGGGCCCCCGUCUACCUGCGGAAGCACACGACGAUGGCGCGCGAACGCUCCUCGGGCGGAAGCGGUGACGCGAACAGCCCGGGCGCUCGGCGAAACGACGAGGUUCGCCGCACCCGUAGCGGCAGCAGCGCCGGGCCUAGGGCUGGAAGCUCGUACGCGAAUCUCAACACUCGCGGUGGCAGGGGUGGCGGGUUGCCGGUCCACGGUGAAGAGGGAUGGCGACCGCGCGACGGCGGCGGGUACGACAGGAGCGCGAGAGAUCCUCCCCGACAGGGGCCAAGACUUAACCGUGGCUCUAGCGCGGGGGUGGGCGCGUCGGGCCACGGUGGUGAUCGCGAGGACGAGUUGUACUGGUCUGAGAGAGGGGAGGGCCAGCAGCAGCUGCUACGUUGGCGAGAGAUUACCGAGCAGCCGUUCGACCUCAUGCUGCUGGUGGACACCGGCAAGGAGCUCGGGCACUCUCGGAUUCUGCUGACCAUGCCGGAGUACGGCGUGGAGGAAGAGGACAGGGCGCGUGGCGAGGGGAGGAAGCCCGGCGGGCUGUACAUCUGCCCGACGAUGGCGGAGUACUACCUGCUGCUGAGUGUCUACUUCGACAACUACUGCGAGCUGGACUGCUUCUACGGUCCGCCAGGGCCAGGAGAGUCUCCGGGGGGCCCCGCGGCUCCCGUGGCGGAGGACUGGCCCCCGUACGGUACUCCUGCCAUGGUGCAGAGGGUGUUGACCCGCCCGGAAAAGUGGAACUUCUCCAUCAGCAUCCCGCUGCUCGAGGCAUCUCUUUCGAUGGACACGAGAUAUUUCCCGGAGAGGCCUGCAAGCAUGUGGAUGGCCCAGACCCCGCAGAACCCGCCAGGGUCCGAACCGAUGAUGGAAGACUACUGGGAGGACCCACGGGAGCGCGUGCCUUUCGCUUGCAUGCGGCUGGUCAACCCGGCCAUGUCCAUCACAGCGGGGCUGGGUAUCCUGAGGCUCGCGGUGGCGGCGGGUGACGUGGCGGUGAUGGACACGAGGCAGCCAAUCAGGACGAGAUACCCCGUCGUUCUGCACGCGGGUCCGAUGAGCCCCCUGCCGGAGUCUGCGGACAGCGCCCGACGAGAAGACGAGAGAGGGCAAGGCGCGGGCAGGGGCGGGCACGAGGGUAAGGGGACGGGUCGACGCGAUCCCCUUUCCCCGCAGUUCGCCGACGCCUCGCCGGCCACGUGCGUCCAGGCCUUCGUGGACGACGCGUUCGGGUAUUUCCGUCCGGGGGGGGAGGUUGGGAGUCCUCUUCCGCUCCCGGUGCAGGUGUCGCUCAUCAUGACCCCCCCCCACAUGUGGCUUUGCGUGAAUGUCGGUGUCGACGGCGUGGACAUCAAUGCCAAGGAGAUGUCGGUGGUGUGGCUCAUCGUGGACUUUUUCUCCAACUACCACCGGUCCGACGCGUACGGCUGUCCGUUUUACGGGUACAUGGGCACGCUUGAUCCCGCCGAGCCGGCGGCCACCCAGGAACCGUCCGACGACGCAACGGCGCCAGCUAGAUCGGAGGGAGAGCCUUUGCUGCCACCGCCCCCCCGAAGCAUCGACGUGCGCGUGUGGGUCACGAGGCCCCACAUCGCGGUCCUCGAGUUCCCGCUGUCGCGCAACACCAGCGCGUUUCUGCUGGAAGGGGAGCAGGGCAUCUACUACCGCUGGCAGUCCCUCAUCAUCGCUCAGGUGAUUCACAUGGAGGCCGCGGUCCAGGGCCUGGCCGCCAUUAUCGUCAACGCCUACCGCGGCGCCUCGGAGUCGCGCGGGGCUCGCGGCACCGCCGGCUCCGGCAGCGGCACCCGUACCCUCGUCGACGGGCUGUCCCUGUCGAUGGCGCACAACCAUUGGCUGGCGGUCAACCACCUCGACCUGCACGCCUCGUUGCCGCUGCAAACCUCCGACUCCGAUGGGGGGCAAGGGGGGGCAGGAGGAGGGGGUGGGCCGGAGGAGGGGGAGGAGUGCAAGACGGGUGGGCUCUGCCGGGGAUUCGAGGCACCGUCUCUGGACCCCGCAAAGCUGCACCUUCGCCUUCGCCAGCCUUGUGCCGUCCCCGCCCAAGAGCACCCGUCCAUGGACCUCGGCCCGCGGGCGGGCGACAUCGUCGCUUCGGUGGAGGACCUCGUCUUCGCCGCCGCGUCCGCCAUGGUCUUCCUGGGCCCGAACCCCCCCCCCUUGCCUACGGCGGAGCCCCCUCCAGAGGCAGAGGAGGUAGGGCCCCCCGCAGAUCCGUCCUCGGGGGCGGAGGGCGGCGGCGGCGGGGUGCCUCUCGAGGCGGGAACAACGAGUGCCGUCGGAGCGGGAGGAGGGGGGAGAAAGGCUGGCGAGCACGCGCACGCGGUGGCAGAGUACACCACUGGUCUUGCCUCGCCUUCGUCGACUUCGACGGUUGUGAGACCCGCGUUUGCCGAUGGCGGCGGCAGCGGCGACGUUGGUGCGUUGGUCGCGGGAGGCUCCGCAGGAGCAGGAGCGGCGGCGGCGACCGGGGUGCCGCCUGGGCGAGAAGAGGAUGGCGAUCAAGGCCGGAGCGGCAGCUCGGCGGAGUUUCGUUCGAUCAGCCCUCCUGCGGACGCGCUAUGGAUGCCUGCGGUGUCUCCCACUGGGCGAUCGCCUUCGAGAGGCGGCUCUUCGGUUCUUGGAGAGAUUGGACCGCGAAGAUCUCUGAAAACCUACGUCCGGCCAGUCUUCAAGACCAUCUUGUCCUCGUCAGGGAGAGCAACAGGGCGGGGCUUGCUACACUCCCCUAUCCUGGGAGACAAUCCCAUGACCGAGCUCGCCGAAGGGGAAGAGAGUGCCGCCGCAUUCUUGGGCGCCGCUGCCGCCGGCGGUGUCGGGGUCGGUGGUGGUGGUGGCGGCGCGGCAGCGGGUGGGGGAGGGCAGGCGCAGCAGCAAUUGCGCGUGUCGGGCCUGCUGAAGAGCGAGAUGUCGGCGUUGCCUUCUCUGGCCGGGUUUGGGAUGGGCGGCAGCGAUCACUCGGACUCAGACGACGAGAGCACAGGAGAGGUCGGCAUCUCGGGGAGGCGGUUCUUCGGCCGGAAACGCCGAAGCACGGACGCCUCCCUGUCCUUCGUCGAGCGAGGGCAGCAGCAGCAGCAGCAGCAGCCGAACACCGAGGGCCGCUUGCGACGGAUGAGCAACGUCAUGUCCCGCCGCCCGCGCAACUCUUCGCUUCCCUUGGCUUCCACCAUGGAGGGCGAGGCCGUCGAAGACGGCAGUGUCCGGGGCCGUGCCGCAACGGCGGCGGCCUUGCCGUCAACGAGACCGGCGCGGGUCUCGAGGGCACGGGGGGAUGAGGUCGAGGUGGAGACUCGCGGCGUGGCGGCGGCGGCGGCGGCGAAUGAGGCCGAGGGCAGAGACGAUCCUCCCGUGCAGAACAACGAGGACGAGGAGGAGCCGCUGCCGCCGUUCACAAUGGCUCUCGCGGUGAUGCUGACGGGGCUGCGGGUGCUCAUCGUUGACCAGGUGCUCGGGCUGCACCUCCCCGUGAUGAAGCUCUGCCUCGCCAGCGUGUCUUGCGUCAUCGAGAACCGUCUCGAGAGCGAGGACAACGAGCUAGAGCGCCGCCUUCUUCGGGGACGGAGGCCGUCAUCGUCAUCACCCGGCCGACACGGCGGCGGCGAAGCCGCCCCGCCGGGCGUUCGCCCCUCCUCUUCCGCUCCAGCACAAGCAAUGCCGGCGGGAUCGGCGACGGUGCCGACGGCGGUGCCGACGGCCGGUUUUGAGACGACUGCGACGACGCCCGCUGUAGGCCAAGACCUCCCGCUCUCACACACUUGGCACGGCACCCGCGCCGUGGCCACCGCCAAGACUCGGAGCGAUCCCGAGCGGGGAGAUGGUGCUGGUCAAGCAGGAGGAGGAGGAGGAGGAGGAGUCUCGGGCCGCUUAGGCGCGCACACCGGCAGCCGAACGAACCUGCUCAAGUCCUCUCGGCGAUGGGGGGGGACGGGUUCUGGCUCCAGGGUGCAGCUGGACGGCGAUGAGCUGCAUGCGGUCGGUGAGGAUGCGCCGGCGGGAUCGGGUACGCCGACGAAGUCGGUCAAGUUUGUGCUCGGGCGAAAGCGUACAGAGACGAGCGGGUUGUCUACGACGGCGGCGGCGGCGGUGGUGUCAGGCGCCGAUGGGGGUGCUACGGCAGGGGGGGGGUCUGCGUCACACCCCAGAGUCAACGGCGCGAGCACGGCGGCGGAGGGAGAAGCGGCGGACCCGCGCGCGGCGGUCAUGAACGUGACGGUUCAGACGCGGCUGUGGGCGGAGUAUUUCAACAACACGCUACGGUGCUGGGAAGCACUGCUCGAUCCUUUCAGGUGCGACGUCCUCGCCGAGAGCUCCACGCGGCGUGGUGCGGGCCUCAUGGUCAAGGCGCGCUGCCCACUCCACGUGAACGUCACCGCGGCCCUGCUGGACACGCUCAGCGACAUGCAGGAGCAGAUGACCCGGAUCUUCAACGAGCUCGACGCCGAGAACUUUCGCGGUCGGGUCGAGGUCUUGCGCGUCGCCCAGACGGCGCCGGGAAGCGACGACGCCGAGGAGUCCUCGUUCUCUGCCGCCCCUAGGCCGUCGUCCGCGGCGGGCGGCGGCAAGGGCAAGGAGCCACCGCCCGGCAGCCAGGACAGCGCUAUCUCGCGCUACCGCCACAGGGAGGUGCUACAGUACGAUGACGUGUUUGUCACCGCCUGGCCCGCGGACGAGUCGGUGGUGCCUGAGCGGCAGUCCAGCCUGGGCGCCGGCGGUGCCGGCGGUGCCGGUGGCAAGGUGGGAGCGUUGGGCCCGCUGAACACGCCGCGGUUUCCCGUGUGCCACGAGUUCUACGCGCCGCUGGCCCUCGAGUCUCGCAUGUCGUUCACGAUCCUCAACCUCACCGGGCAGAGGAUGAGGUACUUCCAGCCCCGGGCGGGAGAGGAGACUCGCCGUCUGCAGUACCUCAGAGACGGCGAGAGAGGGGUCCUUCUGUUUACCGCCACCAUGACGGUCGUGCGGAACGGGCGGGUCCAAGAGGUCCCGUUCGACAUGCAGACGGAGGCGUUAGGCCUGGGGGAUCGGCGCGGCGCCACUCUGCCUACCGUUGCCGCAAGGGAGGCGGGAGGAGGCCAAAAGGGACAACGAGCGGGCGGCUCUCACACGGUGGCGGUCCAGGUUUCUGGGUACCGCUGGAUGCCCGAGGUGUGUGCCGACAACCUUGGAACGCGAGCAAUCCCCUUGCGCGCGCUCCUGGGGAGGGUCGACGCCAGGCGCGUGUGCCCGGAUCCCGGGCUGGCGGCGGCACUGUCGCUGGUGGCGGACGUUCACCACCUCAACGGCGGCCGGCAGGUCACGCUACGCUCCGUCUUCCGGCUUCAGAACUGCACCGACCACGCCGUGAUGAUGUUCACCCACCCGGACCGGAAACACAAGCCGAUGCACCCUCGCGCCGGCCGCGCCUACCGAGGAGGCGGCUCCUCUCCGUGGGCCGCAACCCCCGCCACCCGGGGUUUCCAAGUCGGCGGUAACGCGUUCUUCCCGGGGUCUUCUUCUCCGUAUGGCGGAGAGGGGGGCAAGGGGGGCUCCGGGAAUUCUUCGGGGGUGGGAGCGGGGGGCCCCGCAGGCGGGGUCGGGGCGGAGGGGGAUGUGACCCUCGUGGAACCCGGAAAGGUGUUUCACCUGCCCAUCCUACUGAUGCAGCAAGCGCUGGAGCUGGAAAGGGGCACGGGGCUGGGAAACAUGUGGCUGCGUCCCGCGGCGACAGUCCCGUUCAUGUCGCUGCCGCACCUCGAAACAGCCGCACAAGACGUGCUGUUCUCUUCCUCUCCCAUCAAGCUGAACCGACUGGUUAGCUGGAGCGAUGGGGCGGCGUCAUCGAGUGACGUCGCAGGGAUGCAGGUGGCGUGUCCGAUGGCGACUCCGGUCAAGGACGGCAAGCUUCUGCCGCCGUUUGUCUACUGCGUCGAGGUCCGGCGCAAGGUUCUGAAGGAGGACGCCGGGGUCGAAGACCCCCCUGCGGACGCGGCUAUGGCGACAGCCCUCGGACUGGGAAGUGGGUCGCAUAGCCCGAUGAGCAGCGGAACCGGGGUGUUCAAAAAUCUCACGGAAUCCUUUCGCGGUGGCGGCAAUGACGCUUGCCCGCCCAACUCGACGAGAGAUGGAGGAGGAGGGGCAAGCAAGAGACACGGGAAUAUCUUCAAGAGCGGCGGUGGCGGCGUUACAGGGGCUCCUUCUCCAGCAGCAGGCGGUGGUGCCGCCGCCGGACGUGCUCCCGCGACGGCCCCGCCGAUAGAGUACACCAUGAUGCUGCACCCGCCUCUAGUGGUGGAGAACCUUCUGCCCUAUGCGGGGUCGUUCGAGCUUGUAGACCAGAGCAAGACCGUCUUGUGGCGAGCCCAAUUGGAUUCGGGUGCAAGUAUCGGCGUGUACACCGCGGGGCUCGACACUCCUCUCAAAAUGUUCAUCAACCUCGGAUUCUGCAGGACCCACGAAGCGGUGUUGAUUCACGACGGGCGCCGGGGUGCUCGAGGCAGCCUGGGAGGCUUCAACCUCGCCGGCGGCGACGGUCUCAACAGCAUCAACACGCGCUUCUCCACGAACGGGCACACCCGACCGAAGAGCGGCAGCGGCAGCGGCAGCGGCAACAUCGGGGAUUGGAUAUCGGCGGCAGGGAGCGCGGGCGGUCCUGGCGGAGGAGAGAAGAUGCGGUCAUCGGGGGACAGGGAAGGUGGGAGUGGGGGUGGAGGAGGAGGAGACGGAGGAGGAGGGCGGCCCGCAGCGGAGCUUGGCUCCAGCGUCGCCCUCACCGACAGCGUGGGGCAGAGGGUGGAAGUCUAUCUUGAAAACCGCCUCGGCGACGGUGGGCAACGAAACGUGACCGUGUACUGCCCGGUGUGGAUGGUCAACACGUCGCACUACCGACUCAGAUAUCGGCAGGAUGGUCAGAGGCAGAUGCCGGCGGGGACGGUGAGCAAGGCGGGGGACGGCCAGCGCCCCAUCUACGAGAACGACUGCCCGGGACCGAGGGACUCUCAACAGAGCAGCUGCUUCAACACGCCCGCGAGGGGAGAAGGUGGCAGCGGCUCCUCCCUGCCCCCGUGGGUGAUCCCGAAUGCUCGGGGUUCCUGCUCCGCGUCCUCCUCGCCGCUGGCACCGGGAGGGGUCGUUCCGCCGCAGGCGGCGGCCCGAGAUAUCUCCCAACAACACUCGCUGUCCGCAACAGCAGCAGCGGCGGGGGCAGUGGCCAUGACCGCCAUUCCAGACGGCAACACCGGCAAAGCUAUCGGUGGUGCCGAUUUGGGAAGAAGCUACCUUCAACAGCGGGAUGGGGCAUCGGCAGACAUGACCGCCACCGGCGGCGGCGGCGGCGGUGGCGGCGGCGCUACUGCGCGCCGGGAUAACACCCGGACGCAGCAGCAGCACGCUACCGCGGGCGUCGGAAGGGCUACUGCUGCAGCUGCUGCUGCCGCCGCCGCCGGGCCUCCUCAGGGUAGUGGCGAAAACGCGGGCGGGACAGCCGCGGGUAGCGGGGACGGGCGCGGGGCAGGGGCCUGGGCGGCGACCGAUCCGGAGAGUUUCCUGAGGGAAAGCUUGAGCCUCAAGGACCUCGUGUCUCUGGCGUUCAUGUUCAAUUUUGUGGAGACUGGGGUGCUUGGACUGGGCGAGCGGAAGGCUGUUGUUCAGGUCGAGGACAGCGAGUGGAGCAAGCCUUUCAGCAUGGAGACCGUCGGCGUGAACCAGGUUCUGAGCGUGCGACACCCGCAAAUGGGCACCCUGGAGCUUGGGUUCACCAUCGUCGUGCCGCCGGGCCGCCUGGGGCAGUUCACCAAAGUCGUGCAGUUUUGGCCGAGACUGCUAGUGGUCAAUCGCCUGCCGCAGGCCUUGGUUCUGGAGCAGAACUUGACCCUCAGGCAACGCUCCGAGAGGGUUUCACAAGUGCCAGUCCCUGCAGGCAGCGGGCAGCCGUUUCACCUGCCGCAGACGGGCGGAGAGCGAGAGCUUCGCGUCAAGGUGGAAGGAGGGUGGAAGCUCAGCGCGUCCUUCCCUGUGGACAGCGUCGGGGAGUACACGCUGCGCCUCACGCGCCAGGUGGACGUCAGCAAGCUCAAGCACAUUUCCACACGGAGGUCUUCCGAGUAUGACGUGGUGAUUCCUCAGAUGGAGGAUGUGGGCAUCUGGCUGGAGACGGACUGGUACCGGAAGCAGGCGGUGAUCAAGGAGAUCAAGAAGGACAGCUACGCCUUCACCAGCACCGACGUUCACGUCGGCGAUGCCCUGAUCGCCAUCAACAACGUGAGCGUGCAAGGAGUCCCCUUCAACAGCAUCAUGCACAGGAUGAAGAAGAGCCUUCGCGAGGACCCGUGCAUCGUGCUUCGCUUCCGCACCAUGGAGGAGCGCUACCGCCUGCUCCGCAUGAAGGCUCUUCGCAGGAAGCUGGGCGGAAGAAACGGUUUCGGCCUCACUUCGCCCGGCGGGACGUCGUCCUACCACUGGGAUGACAGCAUGGGGGGCUACGACGGCGACUCCAAUCACCCGGCAGGACUAGGCAUGGGGACGGGAGCUUCCAGGGCAGGCUCGGCGCAUCCUCUCGACGGCAGCCGGAUCGGCUUGCCGCAGCCGCUGCCACGGAGGUGGAGAGACACCAUGGCGGCGGACACGAAAGACCACCAUCCCGACGGUGGCCGCGGCGGCGGAGGCGGCGCGCACGGUAUCAGGUCUGGCGGCAGCGUGUUUUUCGACGGCGCUGCCUCGGAUCGUGAGGAGGCCGGCCUUGGCGGCGGGGCCCCCGACAGGGGCGAGGAUGACAUGGACGACAUCUACGGCGACGCCGGCAACGGGAGUGUUGCCGGGGGGGGCGGCGGCGGUGGCGGAAUGGACGGAGAUGGUCAAGAUGAUCUUGGUCAUGCGGAGCCCCAGGAGAUGAUGCUGCGCGUGGAGCUGCGCCCCCUUGCCGCCUCUAUCGUGGUCGUUGUUCGGCAGCUAGACCCGUCCCAGGUGCCGUACGUGGUGGAAAACGUCGAUCCAAGCCACCGAGUGUACUUCAGGCAGAGGGGGGCCGAUUGGUGCCCGUGGCAGUCGGUGGGGCCGGGGGAGAAGCAAGGCUACGUCUGGGAAGAGCCGCUUCUUCCUCCCCGGUUGCUCGUUAGGGUGGGGCCGGACUUCCUGCGCGGCGGAGACCUGAACCGCGGGGACGGCGGCAGUGCUCCAGCCGUGGCAGCGGCGCACCUCCAGGCCUGGGGCGUGGGGAGGGUUUCCUCCGAGGAGGCGGGGACGCUGUCGGGGCCGAUCAAGCUCAUCAGGUUGGACGAAAUCGGUACCGAGGAAAAGCUGCCGCUCCCCGAGUGGGAAUGGGACCAUAGCGAUAGCGCCCGCAUGGGAGGGGGGGGCGGUGGCGGGCAAGGCGGGCAGGCUCGCCACCGUAGCAGCAGCGACGGCAGCGUCGGUGGUGGGGCGGGGAGAGGCGAGAGGUCCUCCUCGGCGGACUUGGGGAGGGGCGGCAGCGUGUCGGGCGCCAAGCACGUCCACGCGCGCGUGAGCGCGGAGGGCCGGACGAGGGUGCUGCUGAUCUCGAGCCACAAGGACAUCCGCCGGACCAUCUCGACGUUCGGGGCGAAGGAGGCGUCUCUGGUGAGACAGGAGUGGCAGGGCCGGCUCGUGCUAGACAAAUACCUGAGGUAUCUAACUGCGUUUGUGAGCCAACAAGACGCCAUUGAGAGGAGCCGGCGCACGCACUUCCGCGCGCUAGCGGCGCUGGAGGGCCGAUCCAGUCAGCUCUCUCCCGAGGCGGUGUCACUGACGUGGACGGGCCCCUCCGCUUUGAGGCGCGACUUCACUCCCGCCGCCGCCGCCGUCAGCGCGUGGAGCAACUCCGCAAGCCCUGUGGCAACGCCGAACAACAACACCACUACGGAGAACGGAAGGCCGGCGUCGUUGUCGUCAAAGGCCGAUACUCCGAGAGCGGGCUCUAGGUCUCUUCCCUCGCGGCGGAGACAAGGCGGAGACCCGCUGGCGCUGUCACCGGUGGGUCCUGGGGUGGUAACGCCGGCGGAUGCCGUUGCGGUUGAUGAGACGGAGCCGAUGAGCAUGAAGCAGCUGCGCGAGCUCGAGAGGAGUCUGGGCAUGGACGAGCCAAAGGUCCUGCAGGUGUUGGACGCUGAGCGUGUGCUCGCGAACGAGAUGAGGGUUGGCAUCACGGAGACACACCAAGUCUUCGUCGAGGUGUUGGCUGCGACAAGCCUUCGCCCCACGGGACUCCAGGGCUACUCGGACCCCUACUGCGUGUGCUACCUCAAAAUCCCCGACUCCACCGGGGGAUCCAAGUCCGCUGACGACCGAUUUCGCGGACAGCGCGGGGAGACUUACUUCUGCGAGAAGACGCUGAACCCGACGUGGUCCGGGCAGCGCUUCAUAUUCAAGGUGCCCCCGGCGGCCGUGCAGCGCAAGCGCGGCCACGGCGUACGGGUGCUGGUUCUGUCUCGGAACCUGGUUCGGCCGAAUGACUUCCUCGGGCAAGCGGACGUGCCGUUGUCUCUGCUUCAGGACGAGAGGGAGCACGUGGGUUGGUUCCCCCUCAAUCGCCGGAGCUCCCGUCUCAUGCACCUCGCCGCCGGGGACAAGAUCGCUGGCUCCGUCAAGCUUCGCGUCCAAUGGGUCUUCUCCCUGGAUGCGCUAUUGCACACUCAGAUUCGAGGUCUAGAGUUGUUCCUGGGCACCGUGGAAGCUAGACUGCAGCGGAUAAGGUUGCUCAUCGAGAGGCUCAAGAAGGAGGAGGCGAAAGACAGAAAAACUCAGCUCGGCAUGACGGUGCGCGGACGGAAGGAGAACUCAAAGAUUGCCCGGCUCAAGAGGCACCUCGAGAAGAUGGGCUUCAAGGGCAUCGGCUCCGACAGCAAAGACGGCACAGGCAGCGCCCACGGGGACCACCGCAAGACGCCGCCCUUCAAGUCGCCGCUGAGAGGGGGUGGCGCCACCAUCACCACGCCCGGCGGUCAGCUCGUCCGCGCGAACUCCCUGACGCUGGCGAGCCCGAGCGCACAUGGCUACGGCAGCAGGAUCGUCGCGCGCUUGAGCUCACCGUCCAGCGGGGGAGGGGGGCCAGGGUUUAGCAUCAACGCCGAGGGGCUGCGUGCGGGUGGUGGGGACACCAAUGGUGGCGGCCAGGCGGAAAGUUCUCUGCUGUCGCUGGCGUCCUUGAGUCCCAGGCGCAUGCGGUCGUCCAUCAGUAUGGGCGGCAGGCGGCUGUCGGCGUGGACCCUGAGGGGCGCGGUGCCGGCCAGCGCGGCGGCGGCAGCAGUGGGCGCUUUGACGGUUGAAGAAGGCAGCAACUCGCAGUCGCCGUCCCCGCUUCCGAACAGCACCGACGGAGGAGUCGUCGAUUUCAAGCAGGACCUGCAACACGAUCGCGGCGCGGGCGGAUCUCCGGCUCCCAGCGCUGGGCCGGAGGGAUCCACAUCCUCGCAGACCAGGGGCUUGAAACGGUUGACGAGGAAGCUUAGCUUCCGGCAACGGCAGGCGCAAGCAAACCUUCAGGUGCGCGCCAACGCGCUGAGAGGGUCACGCACCUUCAACAACAGCGCGGUAGACCUUAUCGCGGCGGCAGGUAACGCCGAGGUUGGCGUCAACGCCACCACGGCAAGGAAUUUCGCUUCCCCAUGCGCACCCGGCGGCGGCGCCGGUGAGGACAACACCGUCGAAGACGCUACGACUCUCUUUGACCAAAGGCUUGGCAGAGAUAGCGCCACCGAGGGGAACGGCGGCGGGGGCGGCGGCGGCCGCAGCAGAGCAGCAUCGGCAGGAAUAGCAGCAGCGGGCAGACCCACCCGUACCAUACCCAGGUUAGCGUCAACGGUCUCGCGGGCCAACAGCGGUGGCGGCGGCGGCGCUACCAGGGCAACCCGUUCCGCUACAGCCGACAUGACGCACCAUCAACAGGAAAUGGUGACCGAUGUAGCUAGCUACGGCGCUGCUGAUCCCAGGGAGACGUGGUCGGGCAUCGGGGCAGGAGAGAUCGAGACGGCGGCAGAUGCGGGGGCGGUAGCUGCAGAGUUCAAGGCUGCCGCGGCUGCUGCUGCGGCGGCUGCGGAGGCGGAGCUGGCGCGACAGAGGGAUCCCCUGUGGAAGUACAAGCAGCAGGCGUCCAUGCUGCCCCUCCUCCAACGGCCGAGCCUGAAGGACCUCCUGCGGCACACUAGGGAGGCCGUGGUGUGUGAGAUGGACCUGAGCCACCAGCGAGUCAUGCGAGAUGGCGGUGUUCUCCGGAUACAGCCCCUCCAGGCGCUGCAUCUCGCCGAUACACAGCGGCGAGUGUACGUGGUCGUGCAGACACAUCUGCAGCGGGGAGAUUUCGUGUGGAAGAGCACCAAGGCCAACGUCGCGGCCGCCCCUACCUGGGACCGCAACCAGCCCGUGUGCGAGUUCAAGGUGGAGGCUUUGGAGGCUUCUGGCACCCUCAGCUUGAGCGUUUUCGCCGAGGUGGGCGUGAUGGGCGUGACGGACUUGCGCUCGGACGUUGAGAUCGGCCGCCUUGACCUGCAGCUUGGUGGGCUGAUCGACUGCUGCUCAUUCAGGGCGAGAUCGGAGUACCAGCGCUGGUAUCCCCUCUCCCCCCCGGCCCACAAGACGGAAGACGAACAGUUCGGCGCAGGGCCUGAGGACAGUAGCGGCAGUGGCGGCGGCGGGAGCGACGGAGGGACAUGGGCGACUGCGAUGGAGCAGCGGAGGGCCACCGACUUCGCCCACUACAACCCCAUCAUUCAGCUCGCCGCACGAUGGAGCCCCAGCUCGAGCGAGUCCGUCAGCGACGGGCACGGGUCGGCGUCGUCGCAGGGCCGCAGCCGGUCGUACGUUAGCGCUCUUCUCGGGGAAGUGUCCAUGUCCCUCGUCGACAAUCAGCGUGCCAAGGAGCUGCUGCACCUUUCCGUCAGGGAUGUAGACGGCCGGUACGCCGAAUCACAGGAAGUGACCAGGGGCAGCUGUGUCGUGGGCUGGGUGCAACUGGACAACCAGACCCAGGAGCCCGUGGCCCCCGUGGUGGUGGCGCCGACGAUCGUCAAACACCCGCAGGCCACGCUUCAGAUGAGCUUCAUCCGGAACAACGUCAAGAGCCACAGCCACCUCAACCACUUCGAGUACGUGGCGGUAAUGCUGCAGGAGCUGGACGUGAGACUGGAGCAGGCGAUCCUCACUGACCUCGUACAGUUCGUGGUGGACCGGUUGGACUACCAGCGUGCAUCGCACGACGUGUACAACCGCAAAGCCGUCGGACUCUUGGCCCUACAGGCAGCGGCGUCGGCUCCUGUGCCAGUGCCACAGGUGCGACAAGGAAGCGGCCGGCGAUUGGACGGAAUGGAUGAGGGCAUCGCAGGAGGCUCAAGUAGAGGUGGUCUCCAAGGAGCGGAUACCUCCGGCCAAGGGCAGGGAGAGGAGGACGCGAAGCGACGGAGGUCAGUCGAGAGUGCGAGCGGCGCAGGAGGUGGAGGCGGUAGCGCGCGGCGAGGAGGCGGGGGCCGGGGCGGGGGCGGGGGUGGCGCGGGAAGGGGGGCCUUCCUGCUGGACGAGGAGCUGCACGUGUACAUCGCGGCCAUGCAGCUCUUCCCCAUCAAGCUCAACUUCAGCUUCAUCAAGAAUGCGGAUGUCAAGCACUUGUUCCGGCUGCUGGACCAGCGGGAGCAAGAGAAGAUGGAGUGGGAGUUGCUCGAGGGCAGGGUGGACGGGAGGACCAAAGCUCCGCCACCUUCUCUCACUCACGGCCUGGCUGCGAGCUUCCCCCGACUCUUGUUGGAGUUCGUGAUCAACCUCACUAACGACAUCAGCACGUCGCCGGUCCGGCUCAACGGGAUGAAGAUCCCGCACCUUUGGAACACGCCUCGCCAGCUCACGAACUCGCUCCAAAGCCACUACAUCGGUGCUCUCCUGAGGCAGCUGUACAAGAUUGUUGGGAGCUUCGACUUCCUGGGCGACCCUGUGGGCGUGCUAAGUCAGCUGGGUGCCGGGGUGAAGGACUUCUUCUACGAGCCCGCGGAGGGCUUGAUGAAGAGCCCCACUGCGUUCGGGAAGGGGGUGGCGAAGGGGACCAUGUCUCUAGUCGGAAACACCACGUCCGGGGUGCUAGGGUUCACCACCAAGAUCACGCGUUCCGUUGGCGGAGGCGUCGCCGCGCUGUCGUUCGACGAAGAGUUCCAACGGCGGCGCAUCAACCGUCGAAGGGAGGCCGGCGGGGCGGGGGGGGUCGACCGCAGGACGGGGGGCCGCGGCGGGCCCCCCGGUGCGGCUCGAAUGCUGGUCCACGCCGUCAGAGACCUUGGCGGCGGGGUUUACCACGGGGUGACGGGGAUUGCCGUGGAGCCGUACCGGAGAGCGAAGGAGGACGGCGCUCGGGGGUUCGUGACAGGGGUUUUCCAGGGCCUGGCUGGCGUCGCCACCAAGCCCAUGGUCGGCUGUCUCGACGCCGUGACUCACACGGGGGAGGCGGUGAGGGAGAUGGCCGGGGGUCUCGCCGCUGGCGACGCCGCGCUCAUGGCCCAGCGGGCGCGUUUCCCGCAGCCGUUCGGGCCGGACGGUCGCAUGAUGCCCCGCACGGCGGAAACGGCGUGCGGCGCCUUGCUGCUGGCGCGGUUCCCGCUCUGGAAGGACCGACACAGCUACUCUCGAGAGGCCAUCGUCCCCACGAAUCCCCUGUCGGCGGCCACUCCGACAGGGGGAGGAGGAGGAGGAGGAGGAGGAGGAGGAGGAGGAGGAGGAGGAGGAGGAGGGAAAUCAGCUCUGACGGAAUCGAUACCCGCCGUAGGCCUGGCCCAGCUAGAAAGCACAAGACUGGAAGACGUGUACUUCCCGUUCCCCGAGGGUGGCGGUGGCAGCGGCACGACGGCCUCAGAGCCCCUGGGUAUCACGGAACCCGCGCCUCGCGGGGGCUGGGGCUCUCCGGUAAGCGACCCGGGGUCUCCUCAGGAAGUCUUUUCUCCCACGAGGGCGAAGGGGGGCAGGAACGCUGGCGCGCUCGGCGGCGGCGGUGGCGGCAUGGCCCCGCCCCCGAAGGAGCAAGGGCGGCGUCGAUCUCGCCGCGACAUGCCCGAGCCCGACUUUGUGGUCUCGACGGAAUUCCUCCACAGGCGCGAGGGCCAGGCCAUCAUCCUCGUGAUCAGCAACCUUCGCGUGCUCUGCGUGAGGGCCUACCUGAGUCGUGGUGGUGGUAGCGGCGGGAACGGGAGCGGAAUGGGCGGCAGGGGGAUGACCGGCGGAACUGGUGUCAGUGGCGGGGGUGGGGGAGGUAGUGGCGGGGGCGGCGGGGGCGGCGGCGGCGGUGGCGGGGGUCUCCGGGGUUCGGCGAUCACGGGUCUAGAACUCGAGUGGCAGGUUCGGCUGGAGUCCCUGACCGGUUUGCCCGCAAUUCUGGACGAGGACGGGGGCGGCACGACGCUCGACUUUACGUACAUCGUCGGGGCUACGGCCGGCGGUGGCGGCCGCCGCCGGGACGGGAGAAUGGGCCUGCGCAGCACCCUCCACAGGGGACGGAUGGCGGGGAUAGCCGCGGUGUUGGGUAACGCCGACGGGUUGGACUUGAGCUCAGGACAUCACGCUCCGGGCCGGGGUGUGGCCGAAGUUAACCCUACACUUUCUGCCGGCACGAGCGGCGAUGGGGGUGGGAGUGCCGGGAGGCUGCAUCCGCGCAGAGUCGAGGGCCUGUACCGCGAUCGCCCCGCGCUAAUCCGCGCUUACAACGUCGUGGCGUGCUUGACCAACCAGUUCGGCCGCGUGCUGCUGUCUCCGGGUGGAGUCAACGUGAGGGGCUCCAAAGCUGUCGUACGCUCCCACUUCCUCCAGCCGGCUGGAUCGGCCACAGGAGGCCCGGCGAGAGACGUCGGCAGGCGCGUUGCCAGCGGCAGUGGUGGUGGUGGUGGCGGUGGCAGCAGCGGCCCGGGUGUUGUGUCCAUCAACGGGUGGGAGUUCGGCGAGGACCCGCGGGAACAGUUAUACUCCAUGGCCUACGCGGCCGCUCGCAACAUCGCGGUGCGGGGGUGGGCGGCGCCCUCGAGGUUUACAUCUCCGCGAAUGGCCGAAGGCAGGCGGAGUGGCGGAGGAGGAGCUACAGACGCGCUCGUGCCAAGAACGGAUGCUGCUGCAAGGGGAGACGGGCUCCUCCAGAGAGACCUGUGGAUGCCGUUGUGGCUGCUCAUGCCUCAGGAAAGCUUCACCCCGGCGGAUAAGCUGCGGCCCGUGCCCAACGCUUUCGAGAUGGACGCUGUCGUUUGGGCGCCUGGACCGUUUAGUCCCGAGACUGACCCUGGGUCCGCGUGGCUGAUAACGGCGCGAGUAGCGGCCCUGGAAGCACCGAACCAUUUGCUCAGAGUGGCUGUCGAAUCGGAGCCGAUGCUGGACGACUCUGCCAAGUCUCUCGAGGUCAAAGACCGCUUCCGCCAGGGAAAAAUCGACGGGGUCGAGUUCGCGCGGUUUGUGGCCGAGCUGAAACGGACGGGAACGGACCGUAUCGAGCGCGUGAGGAGGCGCGGCACCGUUGCUGCUGGGGCAGGAGUGGGCGCAGAUUCAAGCGUGGCGGCGAUCUCAGCCGCGUCAGGUCUGACCGUCUCUAUGGCAUCCUCUACACCCGGGCCUUCGCAAGGUCGGGAUGGAGGUGCUGGCGGAGUGCCUGGUAGAGGUGGUGGCACCGACGCAAGCAGAGAUCCGGACGGUGGCCCGGCGGGGUUGAAGUCGAAGCGCCCUGCAAACUCCACUGGGGUGUUGAGCAAGCUUGGCGGUCGGCUAGUGGCAGGGCUCACGACGGCCUCGCUCAAGGCAGACCAGGGAAGCGGCACCAACAGUCCCGCUGGGGAACGGGCGCGCUCGGAAGCGGGAGGGGUGCGGCGUUUGAGAAGCCCUAGGCGGGGAAGCCUGUUCGGAUCGCCACGCCAUGAGCCUCAGGAGCCCCGCACUAGCGAGGGCAGCGCUGCCACAGCGGGUGGCAGUGGCUGGCGGCCUUGGACCGGGCCGGGCAGCGGCAGCCGCAAGUCUACCUCAGAUCCCUCUUACCCCGACCGUCCGGCACCUUCCCCGGCCGGUACUGGCACACCGGUCCGGGGUGGUGAUGUUCCCACGCCCAGUACACAGGGGGGACAAGCACCCGCGGCUUCCUCUCAACUUCAUCACCUGGGACAAGGUGCCGCGGGUGCCGGGGGAGCGGGGCCUUUGACGGCGUCCGAGAUAGACCAGAUGAGCAGCGUUUCGACGACUAGCACCGUGCUGACGGAUUUGUCUCUUCGGAUGGAAAAGAUCGAGGACCUGCUGUCGAAGCUGCUCGAGGCAAGCACCGGGGACAAAGGCAUGGGCGGCGGCGGCGACAUCCUCCAGCGAUGGGGCCGCGUGGCGAUCGGACAAGGUGGCGGAAGUCACGACCCUGCCACCCGCAGCAGUGAAGGGGGCACGGCUUCGGGCGUCGUAGUAGCCCCCGGAUCAAGGCACUCUUCGAACGUGCUACCAGACGACUCGGCAGGCGAGCUUAUGGGGGCGGUGAAGGACACGACCGCAGAGCUGCGGCAGGUGCGGAGGCGUUUGCGCCAGUUGGAGCUCGAGGAAACAGCAGCAAAGGUUGCUGCUGCCUCUGGGUCUAGUUCGCAGGCGCCGCCAGCCCCCACAAUGGUUGCGCCUCGCUCUCCUCAGCCAUCGCCGCCACCGGCUGAAGGACAGGUUGCCCUGCCCGAGGCUUCUGAUGGCGGGACCAGCGAGGUCAGCGAAAGUGGCGGCGAGCAUUUUAUACAAGGGGGUGUCCGGGCGUCCGAACUGCCGGUGUGCGGGAACGAUUCAUUCGAUGAGGAGGAAGAACCACGACCCUUUGCUGAUGGUACACAGCCGAAACCCUCGUCGCCUACAACGCUGGGUGCUGCUCAUGCCUCUGGGCAACACUCGCCGACGCCCAGCGAGGAUGAUGGAGUGGUUGGGACGGGUCCAAGCCGCAAGGCGGAAUCAACUGCGACCGGAGGAGAGUCCGACCACCCCCCACGCGAUUCACGGAAGAAUAGUGGUGGCCGUCGAGGGGAGGAAAGUGAAGAACAGGGGGUAGGAAUGAACGGCGGCAGAGAAGAUGAAACCAAAGGCGAAGCGCCAGAUGGCGGCAGUGCGACACGGGGGGGGGACGGAAGCCGCCCCGGAGGAAGCGGCAGCAGCGGGGGCGCUGCGCUGCGACGACCGAUAUCGUUCGGUCUCAGCCCGAUUUCGGAGGCACCGGCAUAGUUUAGCUAAAUAAAAGUAGGAAAUAGCCAGUAUUUAUUGCCGUAGGGCGAGCUUUGUGCCGCGGGUACAAGAAGCACUACAGGUGUUUGUAAGGGGUGAUUGCUCAGAAUGCUGGAAAUAUUUAUUUCUGUCGCCUCGUUCGCUUCGUUUUUGUUCUGACGUCUUGUGGGAAGCGGGCGCCAUCGACUGAUUUAGUGAUUUUGGUGAACAGAGGUGUUAGCGUUGUGUGGGAAACGUAGGAUAUCGUUACAUCGGUCUGUUCGUAGUCGGAAUGAUGUACAUACAUAUAUACACGUGGUUGAUCACCACGCUCGAUAUGGGCGCGCUGUGUUCCCUUGUACUUGCUUGCAUAUGCAUACAUACGUAUAUGAAGGUGUGCGUGUGGUUUAUUCUCGUCGUUUUGAGCCUUUGCUGUCGUGAUGUGGACGUGAUGAUGUUUUUUUAUCAUGUGGUCCCUUGUCGUCCUUAGUCGGUGUGUUGUAUGUUGUGAUCUGCUUCAUUCGUCGGAGUACCCUGUUGUCAAAUUUGUUUUUUUCUAAGGACUCUGUUGUUU
This is a messenger RNA of Ectocarpus siliculosus, 26701 nucleotides long. NCBI's taxonomy places the organism in Eukaryota, Phaeophyceae, Ectocarpales, Ectocarpaceae. The record is from the annotation of a GenBank genome assembly.